This is a messenger RNA of Nothobranchius furzeri (turquoise killifish), 5370 nucleotides long. RefSeq names its product arylsulfatase I. NCBI's taxonomy places the organism in Eukaryota, Metazoa, Chordata, Actinopteri, Cyprinodontiformes, Nothobranchiidae. The record is from RefSeq and is a predicted model, not a curated record.
GUUGUGUCCUCUGUGUAUUUGUGUUUGGAUGUUUUUCAAGGAAUUAUUGAACAGAGAUGGCAAGCUGGGGUACUGAUUGACCAGACCAUCUAAAAAGUCUCUGCUUCAUUUUUAUCAGUAACUAAAAUUAUCUUUCUGUACUUAAUUUUGCUGGUUGAAUGGGGUGUUAUUAAUAAAGCUUUACGUUUUCUCUUUUAAUUUAAAGGUACAAUAUGUACAAAUGAUAUCUUGUGGUCAAAUUGUGUUACUGCAGCCUACUUUCAAAACAAAUGAGUGACUUUCUCACUACUGUUCCGUGACGUGACUAGAUGAUUGAAUGUUGAAGUCUUGUGUGAAUUUGGUAACUGGCACCAGAGGAGAAUUUGGCCCUUUAUUAGAAGACACCAGAGUAUUUGUUUGUUUAUUUAUUUAUUUAUUUAUUUAUUUAUUUAUUUAUUUAUUUAUUAACCAUGAAGGUCCCAUUGAGAUUGAAAACCUCAUUUUCAAGGGAGUCCUGGCCAAGAGGCAGCAAAGAUUACAGUCACAAUUUCUCAUGUUGAUUUAAAAGUUUGAAAAUUAACCCAAAUAUAUCAGUUUAAUUGAUUAAUAAUUUGUGGUAAUUAUGUUAAAGUUUUGUUUUAGAGGUCUUAAAUUGUAUGAAGUAAGAAUGAAAUCCUGUGGUCAAACUUGGGUACUGCAGCCCAUGUAUCCAUACAAAUGGCAGUUGUUAGUUAGGGAUCAGUGCCAGAAGAUUCUAGAUGAUGAGCAAAGACGAAUCUUACACAGUAAGUUGAUAAGUAGAUAAAUACAUUUCACUGUAUUAUGGAGUUGUUGGUAAUUGAUUUUUUUAAAGCCAACUUUAUAUUCAAAUUCACCAUUAGCAUUGUUAGCUUAACGUUAGCUUAACAUUAGCCUCUAGCUUUCUUUACCCGAUAUUUGACUAAAACAAAAAAAUCUUCCACAAAACUCUGCAGCAGUUUGCUGGCCGGGAUCGAAUUACAAAUGCUGGCGCAGCAGCGUUAGCUCGCAUAGGUGCGGCAACUCUGCGGGCUCUCAGACAGGAGUUUUUGAAAAGAGAAGAAAAUAGCUUUAUGUUUUAAAAAGUGCAAAAUGUUAAAACCGUUUUUGUAGAAAAGAUUAGGCUUUACUAUUUGCAAUGAAAUUUUGUUCAUAUUCCAAAUAAUAGAUUUAAAUAAGACUGUCUACUGUUUGUUCAAUAUACUGUCUAGCACACGUCAGUGUCAUAUGACUGAGGAUUUCUUUAGUAAGACUCCUGAAAACAUGUAGGAAUGUAGCAAGGUUCUGCAAAAACUAAAGUCUCCCUGUCUAUAACAAACUUUCCACUUUACUGAAAACAGACCAAAAACUGCAGAAGCAUCAGUGAACAGCUUUAGUUCAACCUGAAUGGAUAGAUCAGACUAUCUCACUGGCUUAAUGGAUCCACACGUUCUUUGGAAUACAACAAUCCUGUCAAAUGUUUGAAGAACUGCAGACUGAAAGAACUGUAAAGUAAGGAAGAUCUGGAUUCUAUACCUGUAAGUCACAAAGAACAGCUCAAUAUGAGAGGAGGAGCCCACUCAGUGCUUUUCUUGGUAAUUAGUGUGAUCUUGCUCAGUGGUUUGGGCUGCUUGUGUGAGCCUGUGGAUGACAGGGGGGACAACGAGAAAGGGAGAAGGCCCAGGCCGCCUCACCUGAUCUUUAUCAUGGUGGAUGACCAGGGCUACGGAGACGUUGGUUAUCACGGCUCUGACAUCAGCACUCCUGCAAUUGACCAGCUGGCAGCAGAAGGAGUCAAGCUUGAAAAUUAUUAUGUCCAGCCUAUCUGCUCACCAUCUCGUAGUCAGCUCAUGACUGGACGUUACCAAAUUCACACUGGACUUCAACAUUCAAUCAUCCGGCCACGUCAGCCUCUUUGCCUGCCCCCAGAUGUUACCACUCUACCUCAACAUCUGGUUGAAGCUGGAUACGAGACACACAUGGUGGGAAAAUGGCACCUAGGAUUCUGCAGACUGAGCUGCUUGCCAACCGGACGUGGAUUUCAGAGUUUUCUGGGGACUCUGACAGGAAGUGGAGACCACUUCUCCUAUCAGAGCUGUGACGGGGCUGAAGCUUGUGGAUUCGACCUGCAUGACGGGGACAAACCUGCCUGGGAGAUGAAGGGGAACUAAUCCACUCUGCUUUACAUUGAGAGAGUGAAGCAAAUCCUGAGGAACCAUGACCCCAAUACACCUCUGUUCUUCUACCUGUCCCUUCAGGCGGCACACACACCCCUACAGGUACCUGAUCAUUUUCUGCAUCGCUAUGAUUCCCAGAGUAAUCGCCACAGGCGCCAUUAUGCGGCCAUGGUAAGCUGUCUGGAUGAAGGGGUUGCACAAGUCGUCGAAGAACUGAAGAGCACCGGGCUCUAUCAGAACUCAGUACUGAUCUACUCAUCUGAUAAUGGUGGGCAGCCACUCUCAGGAGGUAGCAACUGGCCUUUAAGAGGAGGCAAAGGGACCUACUGGGAAGGAGGUGUCCGAGCAGUCGGGUUUGUCCAUAGUCCACUUCUGAAGAGGAAAGGUGUUGUAAGCAGAGCACUUAUCCACGUCUCUGACUGGUAUCCCACGUUGCUUGGACUUGCUGGGGCCCUGCAGCCUAACCACAGCCUGGAUGGUCAUAACGUCUGGGGUAGUAUCAGCGAGGGCCUACCCAGUCCUCGCUCUGAAAUCCUCUUCAACAUCGACCCUGUGUCCAGGAAACCCGGAGAGUCAUACGACAAGGCAUUAUUCCACAAUGGCUUUGGGAUCUGGGACACAGCCAUGAGAGCCGCAUUGAGAGUUGGUGACUGGAAGUUGUUGACAGGAAAUGUGGGUGACGGGGACUGGAUCCCGCCGCAGGCCCUUCCAGAUGGUCCGGAACGGUGGCAGAAACUCGAGAAGCGUCGCACUGAGCUGGGAAAGUCCGUGUGGCUGUUUAAUAUCAGCGCUGACCCAUAUGAGAGGUCAGACCUCGCGGAGGCUCGGCCAGAGGUGGUGAAACAUCUGCUCACUAGACUGGCGCAAUACAACCAGACUGCUGUAAUGGCCAGAAACCCACCAGACGAUCCCAUGGCGGACCCAGAACUACAUGGAGGGGUGUGGGGCCCCUGGCUGGGUCAAGAGGGGCCGAAGGAAGACAAGGAUGGUGAUGAUAGUAGGAAAGAGAUGCUGAAGAUGAAACAUUGCAGAUUAUGCAAAUUAAAAGCCCUUUUCAAGAAGGUGGGGGCACGCCUGCAAAGGAACACCAUAUUUUAGAUUUCUGUUCUUGUAAUAUUUAGUUUAGUUGUUUUUGUUUUCUUUUUGUGUUUAUUUGUGGUGUUUAAAAGUUGGAAGUUUAUUAAUUUUCCUUCUUUUCAGUUAUACAGAAAUAGUCAUUUCAGGGAAGGCCAAUGUUUUAGUGAGCUACAUGUUAGACAAUGCAGACCAUGAUCUAGAAGAAAAAAAGUCACAUGAUCAAGAUAGACCCACAAUUGUAAAGUGAAGGUCUGCAGAUAAACAGGCAGCCAGAUAAAUGAGCCCACUUGGCUUUGUGUCUGCCUGAGUAAGAUGACUCACCCAUGUCCUGCGGGCAGACUGCAGCACAGACACUGGGGACCAUAGCUGGACCGAGCAAGGAGCAACGUGUGCGUCACUGUGCAUUUAUUUCUGUUUAGUGGGAACGGCUAGAUUAGUGCAGAUAGGUCAGAGAUGGUACACGUGGAAGCAAGGCCAGAAGUGACCUCGGUGUUUCAUCUCUUUAUCAUGCAAGAGGACUCUUUGAGGAUGACACGAAGACCAGAGGCGAAUAUCAAAUGUCAGCUUGUUUCUUAUUUUCCUUCUUUUUUAAAUUUUUUUCUUAAGUGUCGGACAUCGAAAUCAUUGCUUUAUUUCCCAAAGAACGUCCAUAGAAAGAAAAUGGUACAAGUGUUUGAUAAAAUCCUUAGUUUUUACAGGUCAGUGAUGCUCUGAUAGUUUCAUUAUAAUUUCCAAAAUAAGUGUGUUAAAUUAUUACAAUUUCUUCUUCACAAUCUGUUCCAAGACCCUCAGUGAGUUAUUGAAAAACACUGAAUACGACAGUUUGACACACACCGUUUUAGCCCCAGCAAGGUGAUUACCACAGUUAUGUGCUGAAACUUGUCUCAGAUCAGCUGAAGGAUGAUUCGUCUCUCAGAUCUCGGCCGAAUGGGAUUUUUCUGUUUAUUAAACAGAAUAUUUAAACGUGUAGUUUUUACCUCUAAUCUCUGCAAAUAAUGUUGUUGAAAAUGAAUAAAAUGAUGUCCAGUCAUUGAAAAUUAUUGGCGGCUUUGCAACCCUAUAAAGAUGGACCAUAAAAGUCUCUGGACAUUAUUAGACGCCAUGUUUUACCCGAGCCGACUCGGGGUCCUGUGCCUUCUGAUGACGUCACACCACAUUUGUAAGUUAGUCACACCAAGGUCGCAUGCUUUCUGCUCCACAGGUAACACUUACCGUAAUGUUUUUAAACUAGCUACAGUCAUGACGAUAUGGUAUACAACUACCCUGAAAUGUACGUACUGCCCCCUAGUGCCAGGACACUACACACUGCAACUUUGAACAUCCCUCACUUUUUUUUUCAAUAAAUUUGUUGUGGUCUCUAGUAUAAAUGAAUGCCUUGUGUCGUUUUCUGUGGGAUAAAUGCUCUGGCGCUCCUUUUUUAGGGGUUUGAAGAUUUUAGUUGGGAGGGUGUCAGGAUUUUGAGUCUUAUUCAUUAUUCAUGACACACAGACAUAAUGCCUCUGAUUGGCCAAUAGCAACGCUACUCUUCUGCUGCUUUUGUUUACUUGUCUUUCCUGUGUAAAAAAAUGCAAUGUUGAUGUUUUUUCCAGAGCAAACUAGAAGGUUGCAGCCGUUUCUAUGUUCAAGCGCUGGGGUGGGGUUGGAGGCAGGUCUGUCGACAGUCACCUAGCAAGCUAGUUCAGCAGCCAGGCCACGAGGAAACGUCCACCACUGUUGUGGAGUUGCUAAUCGUUGGCUUCUACUAGCCAAGACAAGCUCUGCUCUCAUCCUCCCAUGGGCGGUCACAAUCCAAUGUAGGUGGGGCCAUGAAUCCAAAUUUUUCUCUGUGAUGAAGAAGAAGCUUUUUUCUGUUUGAAGACAACUUUCAUGUACAGCAUGCAUACUCAGAAAGGCUGAGAUCAUAAGAUCAAGUUUUAUAAGCAGUGAACGCACCCUUUAAAGAAAUUACUUUCAGCUCAUGUUAAGUUUUAGUACUUUUGAUUUAUUUUUUUAUUACCUGAUAAUUAUUUCCUUGCCAUGCGAAAAUUGGGCUGGGAACAAGUAAAGUAGUUGCAAAAAAUGCUUAUAUCAAUGGUAAACCACAUUGCAUGUAUUGUGUUUAAUCUAUUGAUGUACUGCAAAUAAAAUGCUUAGAAACUUG